This is a messenger RNA of Ochotona princeps (American pika), 1663 nucleotides long. RefSeq names its product matrix metallopeptidase 20 (gene MMP20). NCBI's taxonomy places the organism in Eukaryota, Metazoa, Chordata, Mammalia, Lagomorpha, Ochotonidae. Gene Ontology annotation, biological process: amelogenesis; extracellular matrix organization; proteolysis. Gene Ontology annotation, cellular component: extracellular matrix. Gene Ontology annotation, molecular function: metalloendopeptidase activity; zinc ion binding. The transcript has 10 exons. The record is from RefSeq and is a predicted model, not a curated record. The coding region runs from base 8 to 1459 and encodes 483 amino acids.
UAAGGAGAUGAAGGUGCUCCCUGCAUCUGGCCUCGCUGUCUUCCUCAUCAUGGCUUUGAAGUUUUCCGCUGCAGCCCCUUCCCUAUUCACAGCCACCCCCAGGACCUGGAGAAACAACUUCCACCUCGCACAGGCUUAUCUUGACAAGUAUUACACAAAGAAAGGAGGAACCCAGGUUGGUGAGAUGGUUGCAAGAGGAGGCAAUGCCAUGGUUAAGAAGAUAAAGGAGCUACAAGCUUUCUUUGGCCUCCAAGUCACAGGCAAGCUAGACCAGAACACAAUGGAUGUGAUCAAGAAGCCUCGCUGUGGAGUUCCUGAUGUGGCAAACUACCGCCUCUUCCCAGGUGAACCCAAAUGGAAAAAAAAUACUUUGACAUACAGGGUUUCCAAGUACACAUCUUCCAUGGCUCCCGUGGAGGUGGACAAAGCGGUGGAGAUGGCCUUGCGGGCCUGGAGCAGCGCCGUCCCGCUGAACUUUGUUAGAGUCAACACGGGGGAAGCAGAUAUUAUGAUAUCGUUUGAAACUGGAGAUCACGGGGAUUCCUAUCCAUUUGAUGGGCCUCGCGGGACUCUAGCCCAUGCAUUUGCACCUGGAGAAGGCCUGGGAGGAGAUACUCAUUUCGACAAUGCUGAGAAGUGGACUAUGGGAACGAAUGGUUUCAAUUUAUUCACAGUGGCGGCUCAUGAAUUCGGUCAUGCUCUGGGCCUGGCCCAUUCCACAGAUCCAACAGCACUGAUGUACCCAACUUAUAAGUACCAGAAUCCUUACGGAUUCCACCUCCCCAAGGAUGAUGUGAGAGGGAUCCAGGCACUGUACGGACCUCGGAAACCCUUCCUGGGAAAGCCCACCCUGCCCCACAUCCCUCCUCAUAAACCCAUCCUCCCCGACCUCUGUGAUUCCAGCUCUUCCUUUGAUGCUGUGACGAUGCUGGGGAAGGAACUCCUGUUCUUCAGGGACCGCAUCUUCUGGCGACGGCAGCUUCACUUGCCAGCAGGUGUUCAGCCCAGCACUAUCACCAGCUCCUUCCCCCAGCUCAUGUCCAAUGUGGAUGCAGCGUAUGAAGUGGCUGAGAGAGGCACUGCUUAUUUCUUCAAAGGUCCCCACUACUGGGUAACAAGAGGAUUCCAAAUGCAAGGUUCUCCUCGAACUAUUUAUGACUUUGGCUUCCCAAGGUAUGUGCAGCGAAUAGAUGCUGCUGUCUACCUCAAGGAGCCUCAGAAGACGCUUUUCUUUGUGGGAGAUGAAUACUACAGCUUUGAUGAACGAAAAAGGAAAAUGGAAAAAGACUAUCCAAAGAGUAUUGAAGAAGAAUUUUCAGGAGUAAAUGGCCAAAUCGAUGCUGCUGUGGAAUUAAAUGGCUACAUUUACUUCUUCUCAGGACCAAAAACAUACAAAUAUGACACAGAAAAGGAAGAUGUAGUUAGCGUGAUGAAAUCUAAUUCCUGGAUUGGCUGCUAAAUAUAAAGCUCUCGUCUAUCCCAAGGAAUGAAGACAGCUACAAGCAGCUGGUAACUGGAUCCUAAGGACCAAAGCAUAAUUUAGAAGAGGAAUUCUUUCCAAAACUUUCCAUUCCAAGGGAGCUUUGAAGUUCACUCACACCAAAAAAAAUGCUUUAAAUGUUUUAACAGUUGUGUAUUCAGAAUUUUUAAUUCAAAUGAGAAA